This is a messenger RNA of Pieris brassicae (large cabbage white), 1694 nucleotides long. Its product is annotated as G-protein coupled receptor Mth2-like. The transcript is spliced from 8 exons. The record is from RefSeq and is a predicted model, not a curated record. The coding region runs from base 21 to 1496 and encodes 491 amino acids. NCBI's taxonomy places the organism in Eukaryota, Metazoa, Arthropoda, Insecta, Lepidoptera, Pieridae. Gene Ontology annotation, molecular function: G protein-coupled receptor activity. Gene Ontology annotation, biological process: G protein-coupled receptor signaling pathway; cell surface receptor signaling pathway. Gene Ontology annotation, cellular component: membrane.
GAGAUCAGUGUGUAUAGACAAUGUAUUUUAAAAUAAUUUUAAUUAUUUUCACGGCGAGAACACAAUCGCAAACAAUAAUAGAUGAUGAUCAGAUAGAUUUACUUUGCAAAUUUAAAAAGUGUAUAUAUAAAUGUUGUGAGAAAGACGAAUUUGUGAGUGGAAUAGGUAUAAGUGAACCUCCCAUGUGUGUGAAAUAUGAUGGUGGGAAGAAAUUGGACUUCUCUGACGUACAAUUGUACGAUGAUAAAGAUCAUUGGAGACCGGUUAGCAGGAAAUUCGAAGACACGUUUCUACUGAAGCAAGGGUUAAUACUAAAUGAAAGCUUCACGAUGGCGGCUUUUGUACCCGAAAUCGCUGGAAUGAGCAGUUAUUUAAGUCAGAGUGGUAUACUAUAUUUGGAGUUUCCAAACGCUUACGAAAGAUGGACGCCAUUAGGAUCAGACUUUUGUUUGGACUAUGCCAACGGAACAGAUGUAACAAUUGCGUUCUGGGUUACCUUUCCAGAUACAAUCGCUCAGAGCAACGAUUAUAUCUCUAUAGCCCUUAUCACAUCGUCAUUCUUCCUGUCUCUACUGCUCGUUGUCUACGCGGUCCUCCCAGAGUUGAGAAAUAUAGGUGGGAUGGUACUCAUGGCAUAUGUGUUCAGUUUGCUGGUCGCCUUCCUCGCCCUGGCUGCGAUACAAAUUGGUUCUUAUGAGCCAGAUAGUUGUGUGACUCUUACAAUCGUUAUCUACUUUUUCUUUUUGGCUGCGUUUGCGUGGAUGAACGUUAUGUCUUAUGAUAUCUGGUGGACAUUCCGAGGCUACGCGAAAGCUCGUCCAAUCCAUCGCAGAGGAGAAAAGUUCAAGUUUUGUAUGUACUGUUUGUAUGCUUGGGGAAUUCCCUUAGCAAUGACCCUAGCAUUUAUGGAGGUAAAUGCAGCAGAUUUGAGUGACCAGCCAUGGAUUAUCAAGCCUCUCGUACCGACACUUGGAUGUUUCUUAGAAGGUGGGCAAAAGUUAGUUUACCUGUAUUUUCCUAUGCUGAUAAUGAUUUCCGGAAACUGGGUGUUUUUCGGCAUGACUGCAUUCAACGUAUGGCGUUUAAGUAGAGGCACUCAAGUGCUCAAUUCUCCAGCGGCUGGUAACCCGGCAGCUCAUCGAUCACAGAAACAGAGAUUCACAGUGUAUUUGAAGUUAUCAGCAAUAAUGGGCAUUAACUGGGUACUGGAAGUUGUCAGUUCAUUUUACCCUGAUCUUAAGAUUUGGUACAUCACAGACGCAUACAACUUGCUUAUAGGAUUUACUAUAUUUCUCAUUUUUAUCUGGAAGGAGUCUAUUUUGAACAAACUUAAAAACAAAUACAAAAGCUUCAGACGUGCUAGGCUUCCAAAAAGAUCAAUGACAGCAAGUUUUACUCUAGAAUCGACUCUUAGUCAAGAAUCCCAACCAAGUGUGUGUCCAUAUCCAAACGUACAGAGGAAGUUCUCAGGUGAACAGAGACCAUUUCUUGCUUAGAAUGGUGGUAACAGUGACUGCAUGGACUCUACCUUAUAGUUGACGAUCCGAAAAUCCGUUGAAAGAACGUUUCACUCUAAAUAACAGUUUCACCGUGGCAUUGUACCGUUUAACCGAAGAUUAUUUAAGGCUUAUCUUAAUUGUUGAAUAAUCUAAAGAGUUAUUAAUGCUCAACAAAUAAAAAUGAACAAAGAUGAA